Coregonus sp. 'balchen' is the source of this 10669-nucleotide messenger RNA. NCBI's taxonomy places the organism in Eukaryota, Metazoa, Chordata, Actinopteri, Salmoniformes, Salmonidae. The record is from the annotation of a GenBank genome assembly.
AUGGGUGAUAUGAUAUAUGAAGAACUGGAGGAUUUAAUGCAUUUUUCAGUCCACGAUUUACCAGGUCGUGGAUAUGCUGUUAUGGAGGAGAUCAGAAGACAAGGAAAACUCUGCGAUGUCACCCUGAAGGUAGGUGUGACGUUAGCCUAGUAGCUAGCCAAGCGCACUACAGUAGUUUGAGAAAACAGCUAGCCGGCUAACGUUAUCUUGCUAGCAGUAGAAUUGAGGCAAGCUAGCUAGGUAACUAACGUUAGCUAGCUAGCUGCAGAGCCUUCUAUUUGCAACUAGAAGGCUCUAGCCUAGGUUAUUGGCUAAGCAGCAUAGCUAGCUCCUGUACCUACUGACUGUAAUGCAUUAAAUGAAUGUAGAAGUCGCGGUUAUCGUGCCAAAUAUGUAGUUAUCUAACACAUUUAGCCCUUCCCUUUCAAUUGUCAUGGUAGUUUUAUCCACGAUUUGGCUGCCCAACUUGCUAGCAGACUCACCCUAUGUCCGGAAGAACCAACAAAAGCUUUAGCCAGAGGGAGUUUUAGUUCGUUAGCUAGCUAGCACCAACUGAAGUCUACUCUAACGUUAACGUUACAGCCAAUGCUGAGAUUUAAAAAAAUUUUUUGCUGUGAUGGUGAAGCACCACACUAUGGUCAGGAGUACGUUUACUAAAACGUAAAGGUUAUCUUUAGUACUAACAUCAUCUUGACUGUUUUUGGGAAACUCAUCCCUGGUGUCUAGCUAGCUAUAGCUAUGGCCUCUCAAGAAAGGUUUAGCCAACUGCUUACUAACGUAUACAAUACAUAGCCUGAAGCUGAAUUAGAAGAAUAUAACGUAGCUUGCGUUGUAGUAACUAGUCCAGUAUGCCUUGCUUUCAGACAAAUAUGGACUACUGACCAUUGUUAUCUCAGAUUGUAGUAUUCUCGAAUCAAAUUAACAUGACUAGCCAGCCAUCGCCCAUAUCUUCACAAACCUCGCGCUGACUGUCUGUCAAUUGUCCUCAAAUCUCUGGCUUUAAUACCUGCAGCAUCAACUUAAAGUUCACAUUACAUGUGGUUUAUGUGGUCAGUAGGACCUUUGUCAGGGAAACAGCAGAGGUUCAUUUGCUCUUCUGUCCCUCCCCCGGGAUGCACCUGCCCUAUUAAUAAGCACCAUCAUUAUGAUAAGCUGCAGCGUACAGUCCUGUAGCCUACAUAUCUAGUGGGCCAUAUUCUGUAAUGCAUGACCUCCAGCGAGCCUUCACUCUGGCUUAACAUAGACUAUUAGGUUAGUUGACCUUUAGUGCACUUUCUCUUUCACAUGACCUGCACUGCAUGUCCUACAUGAAGGCGACUUCAUGCCUUGACCUUAUAGAUAUUGGUUAGGCCUAACUGUCAGUGCACCCACCUCAUGCAAGAUGUCUCUUUUGAUUGUAUAGUUUUUAAUAAAAAUAAACACACGUGAGUAGCCUAAUGAAUACAAUAGGCUAUAGUCUUAAGUUAGUGUCUCCAAGGGGAAAGCAAUGGUCACAUGGUAAAAUUAAGUUCUGAUUAUUACAAUUCUGUCAAAUGAAAGUACUUGAGGUGCGCUUGAUUUAGCUUGGAGUAUGCACUUUUGAUGCUAUUCCAUUUGUUCCAUUCUACUGUAUGGAACAUGUAUUUGACAGGCUAUGUAUUUGACCCAUGUCUGGACUAAAUCACUUGCUUGUAUCGUCCUUGCAGGUUGGAGACCACAAGUUCAGCGCUCAUAGGAUUGUUCUGGCCGCCUCCAUCCCUUACUUCCAUGCCAUGUUUACGAAUGACAUGGUAGAGUGCAAGCAAGAUGAGAUUGUAAUGCAAGGGAUGGACCCUAGGUAAGGCCCCUAUAGCCUACUCACUAAGCAGCACUGAGUGAGAUUAAUCUAGGGGAAUAUCUAUUAUAUUUAUACUGAACAAAAAUAUAAACGCAACAUGUAAAGUUCAGCUUAUUUCAUGAGCUGAAAUAAAAGAUCCCAGACAUUUUCCAUACGCACCCAAAAAUUAUUUAUCUAAAAUUUUGUGCACAAAUUUGUUUACAUCCCUGUUAUUGAGUAUUUCUCAUUUGCCAAGACAAUUCAUCCACCUGACAAGUGUGGCAUAUCAAGAAGCUGAUUAAACAGCAUGAUCAUUACAUAGGUGCACCUUGUGCUGGGGACAAUAAAAGGCCACUUUAAAAUGUGCAGUUUUGUCACACAACACAAUGCCACAGAUGUUUCAAGUUUUGAGGGAGCGCGAAAUUGGCAUGCUGACUGCUGAAAUGUCCACCAGAGCUGUUGCCAGAGAAUUUAAUGUUAAUUUCUCUACCAUAAGUCGCCUCCAACAUCGUUUUAGAGAAUUUAGCAGUACGUCCAACUGGCCUCACAACCACAGACCACUUGUAACCACGCCAGCCCAGGACCUUCACAUCCGGCUUCUUCACCUGCGGGAUCGUCUGAGACCAGCCACCCAGACAGCUGAUGAAACUGUGGGUUUGCACAACUAAAGAAUUUCUGCACAAACUGAAUCCGUCUCAGGGAAGCUUAUCUGCAUGCUCGUCGUCCUCACCAGGGUCUUGACCUGACUGCAGUUUGGUAUUGUAACCGACUUCAGUGGGCAAUGCUCACCUUUGAUGGCCACUGGCACGCUGGAGAAGUGUGCUCUUCACAGAUGAAUCCCGGUUUCAACUGUACUGGGCAGAUGGCAGUCGUGUGGGCGAGCGGUUUGCUGAUGUCAACGUUGUGAACAGUGUGCACAAUGGUGGCGGUGGGGUUAUGGUAUGGGCAGGCAUAAGCUACGGACAACGAACACAAUUGUAUUUUAUCAAUGGCAAUUUGAAUGCACAGAGAUAUUGUGACGAGAUCCUGAGGCCCAUUGUCAUGCCAUUCAUCAGCCGCCAUCACCUCGUGUUUCAGCAUGAUAAUGCACGGCCCCAUGUUGCAAGGAUCUGUACACAAUUCCUGGAAGCUGAGAAUGUCCCAGUUCUUCCAUGGCCUGCAUACACACCAGACAUGUCACCCAUUGAGCAUGUUUGGGAUGCUCUGGAUCGAUAUGUACGACAGCGUGUUCCAGUUUCCGCCAAUAUCCAGCAACUUCGCACAGGAGUGGGACAACAUUCCACAGGCCACAAUAAACAGCCUGAUCAACUCUAUGCGAAAGAGAUGUUUUGCGCUGCAUGAGGCAAAUAGUUGUCACACCAGAUACUGACUGGUUUUCUGAUCCACGCCCAUACUUUUUUUUUAAAGGUAUGUGACCAACAUAUGCAUAUCUGUAUUCCUAUUCAUGUGAAAUCCAUAGAUUAGAGCCACAUUUAUUUAUUUAAAUUGACUGAUUUCCUUAUGAACUGUAACUCAGUAAAACCUUUGACAUUGUUGCAUGUUGUAUUUAUAUUUUUAUUAAUUGUAUAUAUAUCUUGUUGAAAUUAAUGAUUUUGUAUGUUUUUGGGGGAUUUAAUUAUGUUAAAAUGACUCAUUAAACGAUUAAUUUGUGUUAAAAGAACAGAGCAAUUAAAUUGAAGUAAAGGUCACUUAUUUCAAUUUAUUUAUGUAAAAGCAACUCAAUUAAUUAAAAUUGCCCUGACAGUAAUUUGCAAUAUUGCUCUGUGACUGGAGGAUUGUGGGAACCUUAAUAUGAAAAAUGUACAUUGCAUGAACUUGAAUAAAAUAUGUUGGAUCAAGAAGAUUGAGUUUAAUUAAACAUACACUAUAUAUACACAAGUAUGUGGACACCCCUUCAAAUUAGUGGAUUCGGCUAUUUCAGCCACACCUGUUGCUGACAGGUGUAUAAAAUUGAGCACACCGCCAUGCAAUCUCCAAAGACAAACAUUGGCAGUAGAAUGGCAUUACUGAAGAGCUCAGUGACUUUUAACGUGGCACCGUCAUAGGAUGCCACCUUUCCAACAAGUCAGUUCAUCAAAUUUCUGCCCUUCUAGAGCUGCCCCGGUCAACUGUAAGUGCUGUUAUUGUGAAGUGGAAACAUCUAGGAGCAACAACGGCUCAGGCAGGCAAGUGUUAUACCACACAAGCUCACAGAAUGGGACCGCAGAGUGCAGAAGGGCGUAGUGUGUAAAAAUCGUCUGUCCUCGGUUGCAACACUCACAAAACUGUUCGUCGGAAGCUAAAUUAAAUGGGUCUCUAUGGCCGAGCAGCCGUACACAAGCCUAAGAUCACCACGUGCAACGCCAAGGGUCGGCUGGAGUGGUGUAAAGCGCGGCGCCAUUGGACUCUGGAACAGUAGAAACGCGUUCUAUGGAGUGAUGAAUCACGGUUCACCAUAUGGCAGUCCGACGGACGAAUCUGGGUUUGGUGGAUGCCAGGAGAACACUACCUGCCCCAAUGCAUAGUGCCAACUGUAAAGUUUGGUGGAGGAGGAAUAAAUAAAGGGCAAGGCCCCAUAAGUCCAUAUCUUAACGCUACAGCAUACGAUGUAAUUCUAGACGAGUCUGUGCUUCCAACUCUGUGGCAACAGUUUGGGGAAGGCCCUUUCCUGUUUCUUUCUUUAUUUAAUCCUUAUUUUUAUGUAAGUUGACUGAGAACACAUUGUCAUUUACAGCAACGACCUGGGGAAUAGUUAGAAUGGUGAGGAGGGGGGAUGAAUGAGCCAAUUAGAAGCUGGGGGUGUUUAGGUGGCCAUGAUGGUAUGAGGACCAGAUUGGGAAUUUAGCAAGGACCCCCUACUCUUACGAUAACACACGUUUAACAUCCCAUCCGAAAGACGGCGCCCUACACAGGGCAAUGUCCCCAAUCACUGCCCUGGGGCAUUGGGAUAUUAUUUUUUUUGACCAGAGGAAAGAGUGCCUCCUACUGGCCCUCCAACAUCACUUCCAGCAGCAUCUGGUCUCCCAUCCAGGGACCGACUAGGACCAACCCUGCUUAGCUUCAGAGGCAAGCCAACAGUGGGAUGCAGGGUGGUAUGCUGCUGGAUUCAGCAUGACAAUGCCCCUGUGCACAAAGCGAGGUCCAUACAGAAAUGGUUUGUCGAGAUCGGUGUGGAAGAACUUGACUGGCCUGCACAGAGCCCUGACCUCAACCCCAUUGAACACCUUUGGGAUGAAUUGGUACGCCGACUGCGAGCCAGGCCUAAUCGCCCGACAUCAGUGCCCAAAAUCACUAAUGCUCUUGUGGCUGAAUGGAAGCAAGUCCCCGCAGUAAUGUUCCAAUAUCUAGUGGAAAGCCUUCCCAGAAGGGUGGAGGCUGUUAUAGCAGGAAAGAGGGAAACAACUCUAUAUUAAUGCCCAUGAUUUUGGAAUGAGAUGUUUGAAGAGCAGGUGUCCACAUACUUUUGGUCAUGUAGUGUAAUAACAUAUUUUAAAUUGAUCCUUGUGUGUGAUUGGCUGGACCAGAAACAACCCCUCACCCUAGCCAAUAUUAAUCAGUGUUAUAGCACAUUAAAAUCAGUUACAACGUUAUCACUUUCCUUUUGAAAAUAAAUGGUUGAAGUCGUGCACACAGGAUGUUUCAAGUCAUAUAAGUGUGUUAUUCUGACAAUUCACAACAUGUUCAACAAAGUAGUCUAAAUACUUUUUCUGUAAAAUGGUCCUGUUUUAAAGAUGCACUAUGCAGAAAUCGCUCCGCCAUUUCCUGGUUGCUAAAAUUUUAAUAGUUCAUCUAAUUUCAGUUUGUGACAAAACAAGCAAGUAUAGUGUAGAGAAUCAUUGUACCAUCUAAACCGCUGUGAAUUAUUGUAUUUUCAGCUGUUUGAAUCUGGUGUACAAAACCAAAAGUAAAAGACACAAAAACUAAACUGAAGAACUGGAAGCAUAGAAAUAGCACACAUAACAGAUCUACAACUUUUAAAACUUGCUUUCAAUGAGAAUGACAGAUCUAUAACUUACAUUUCUAUGUGAAUUUGGUCAGGUCGCCCAAAAAGUUACAUAUUGCAGCUUUAAGUUGAUUCCCUCCUCGAAGCACCUGCAACCCAGUGAUUAUGCAUGCAUACUUGUAUGAAACAAGAAAUCCAAUCAUUAAGUCUCUGGAUUCCUCUCUUCUUUGGGUGGGAACCGCCUAUAAAACCCAAUAAAAUGUGUUGUUGCUUGACCACGAGACACUUGUGUUCAGUCUGCAUGGUCAAUGCAGCACAUGCAACAGUGUUGAUGACAAUGUUGUUGUUUCCACUUUUGCUUCUAAAUAUAAACCUACAAGUGUUCUAUAAUUACACUAUUAGUUUGUUUCUUACAUCUGCAAACAGCUAGUUUGUCUUUUCUUAACAAGUUUUAGCUAAAUUGCGUUAGCCGCUAACACUAAUCGCUAGUUAGCUGGCUAGCUAGCUAAUAAAUGAACUGAGUCAGAGCAAAUGUAGCUAGCUGUACAGCCUGAUACCAGUGCUGGUGUAGGCCUAAAUCAGCAUGUUGUUUGUGCAACAGUAUCUUCUAAAUCAGAGAGGAAAAGGCGAAGCAUGAAUAUGUUGGCUACAUUAAGAAACAUUUUAAUGUAGCCAAACAUUAUAGGGUCCCCUAGGAAACACUGAGCAACAUUUUUGGGUACCUACCCUGUCACAAUAACUCAUUCCUGGAAUUGUAAUUUGUCAUGUCAAACAAAACUGUAUUCAAGGUGCCCACUAUUAUUUAUAUUCUAUUCUAACUAUAUAAUUAGAAUAAAGAUAUUUCCAUGAUUCCAACAGUUCACCCAAGUGCAACAUUUGUUUAAAAAUAAGGCCUCGAUUUUUGUGGGCCCAUAUUGUGUAGCCCUACGUAGCAGUGUGGAAAUUAUCGCAAAUGAGUGCAGGAAAUGUAGAAAUUGAUGAAAAUGUUUAAUUGAACAGUAUUAAACAAUCAGAAUGGAGAAAGACCCAUUGAAAUCACUUAUGUAUGUGUUGCCACCCUAGGAUCACGCACUACUCAUAAAGCAAAUGUUUUACUUUUUUAUUAUUCAAAAACAUAAUAUUGUCAAAUACCGCCAUACCAUAAAUUUUUUUGAAAAUACUGUGAUGAUUUUUGGGCCAUAUCGCCCAGCCCUACGAUUCGCUUCAUUGUUUCACGCAAGUACACAAUUGCAAUCAUUGGACUAGCUUCCAGCUAGCUUACAGGUGCGUCGAAGAGGGAAUUAACUUUUUAUAGAAAAUGUAUUUACUUUAUUUAACAUUUUUGAACAUGGUGUGCAUUGUUAGGCAAUGAUCUCAGCAGUGCAGCUGUAAAUUGGUGUUAGAUUAUGAACUAAGGAGGGGCAAUAUCAACGAUGUAAUUAAUUUGAAUUUGUUACAGUGUUGAUUGGUAUUGAUUAGUACCCCUUAUCGCUUGAGUAGACCUAGAUCUGAAAGGAUUGGAUAGGUAUUAAAGGUAUCGGUAGCACUUUACUUGACACCCAGUGACAUACAGUCAUAACAACAUCAUAUGUCAUAACUGACAACUUGUCAUAACCUGUCAUAAUAUGGUCAUAACACUAUCAUGACAUAUAUUUAGACCUGUUGUGACAUACAGUGCAUUCGGAAAGUAUUCAGACCCUUUACUCAGUACAUUGUUGAAACACCUUUGGCAGCGUUUACAGCCUUGAGUCUUCUUGGGAAUGACGCUACAAGCUUGGCACACCUGUAUUUGGGGAGUUCUCCCAUUCUUCUCUGCAGAUCCUCUCAAGCUCUGUCAGGUUGGAUGGGGAGUGUCGCUGCACAACUAUUUUCAUGUCUCUCCAGAAAUGUUUGAUCGGGUCCAAGUCUGGGCUCUGGCUGGGCCACUCAAGGACAUUCAGGGACUUGUCCCCGAAGCCACUCCUGCGUUGUCUUGGCUGUGUGCUUAGGGUCGUUGUCCUGUUAGACUGGGGCGAAGGUUCACCUUCCAAGGUCCUGGGCGCUCUGGAGCAGUUUUUCAUCGAGGAUCUCUCUGUACUUUGCUCCGUUCAUCUUUCCUUCGAUCCUGACUAGUCUCCCAGUCCCUGCCGCUGAAAAACAUCCCCACAGCAUGAUGCUGCCACCAUCACCAUUGCCACCAUCACCAUGCUUCACCGUAGGGAUGGUGCCAGGUUUCCUCCAGACGUGACGCUUGGCAUUCAGGCCAAAGAGUUCAUUCUUGGUUUCAUCAGACCAGAGAAUCUUGUUUCUCAUGGUCAGAGUCCUUUACGUGCCUCUUGGCAAACUCCAAGCGGGCUGUCAUGUGCCUUUUACUGAGGAGUGGCUUCCAUCUGGCCACUCUACCAUAAAGGCCUGACUGGUGGAGUGCUGCAGAGAUGGUUGUCCUUCUAGAAGGUUCUCCCAUCUCCACAGAGGAACUCUAGAGCUCUGUCAGAGUGACCAUCAGGUUCUUGGGCACCUCCCUGACCAAGGCCCUUCUUCCCCGAUUGCUCAGUUUGGCCGGGUGGCCAGCUCUAGGAAGACUCUUGGUGGUUCCAAACUUCUUCCAUUUAAGAAUGAUGUAGGCCACUGGGUUCUUGGGGGACCUUCAAUGCUGCAGAAAUGUUUUGGUACCCUUCCCCAGAUCUGUGCCUCGACACAAUCCUGUCUCGGAGCGCUACAGACAAUUCCUUCGACUUCAUGGCUUGGUUUUUGCUCUGACAUGCACUGUGAACUGUGGAACCUUAUAUAGACAGGUGUGUGUGCAUUUCCAAAUCAUGUCCAAUCAAUUUAAUUUACCACAGGUGGACUCCAAUCAAGUUGUAGAAAUAUCUCAAGGAUGAGCAAUGGAAACAGGGUGCACCUAAGCUCAAUUUCGAUUCUCAUAGCAAAGGGUCUGAAUACUUGUAAGAUAUUUCUGUUAUUUGUAAUAAUUUUGCCAAAAAUGUCUACACCUGUUUUCACAUUAUGGGGUAUUGUGUGUAGAUUGAUGAGGAACAUUUUUUAUUUAAUCAAUUUUAGAAUAAGACUGUAAGGUACAAAAUGUGGAAAAAGUCAAUGGGCCUGAAUUCCUACCGAAUGCACUGGGCUCCCGAGUGGUGCAGCGGUCUAAGGCACUGCAUGUCAGUGCUUGAGGCGUCACUACAGACCCCCUGGUUCGAUUCCAGGCUGUAUCACAACCGGCCGUGAUUGGGAGUCCCAUAGGGUGGCGCACAAUUGUCCCAGCAUCGUCCGGGUUUGGCCGGUGUAGGCCGUCAUUUUAAAUAAGAAUUUGUUCUUAACUGACUUGCCUAGUUAAAUAAAGGUAAAAUAAAAAUUAAUUAAUAUUGCGUUAUUUUAUGGCUGGUUAUGACACCUACAUUGGUGUCAAAACCCACAAAACCUACCACACAAGGCUAAACAUUCCAUUACACCAUAGUCUACGUGUCAACAGUUUUAUAUAUCAUUGUAAUUGUGCACACGUUGAUGUCAGACAUGCACCUACCCCAAUGCUCUGUUGCUGAUGACUGUGAUGAAUGCAGGAGCAGAUAUCAGGAGCAGCACCAGACACUGUCAUGACCCAUAUAUUUACACCUGUUGUGAAUUAUGUUGCGUUAUACAACGCGUAGGUCUAAUCCUGAAUGCUUAUUGGUUAAAACCUCAUUCCAGCCGGUGUCUUUUCCACAAGUUACCACCGGAUAAAUCUAUGACGUUAAAAUGCCUAUUUACUCUGUUCCAUCUGACUGCGCAAUCCGCUGUCUCAUCAGCCCUGCUAGGCAAUUUAUAAACUUGAUCUCCACUAUAAAAAGCAUCUAGACAUUAUCUCACAUUUAUUUUAGAAUAAUAUUUAGUUUUCAACAGCAGAGAUUUGUAUAAACCUUGCUGUUUGUCUCGCCGACAUUUGCAACAUUGUUUCAAUAUUCAAAUUCGAUCUCCAGCUGUUCCAUAGUAAUGAACUUGUUGGGCUGAGACAGAUGUGCAGGAAGCUUUUCUCAGCCAGUCGAAUUCACAAAUCAGCAUAAUUUUUAUGGAUAUAUACAAAGAACUAUCAAUAGGAAACAGGUAAAAUGAAACAAAGUGCAGACAGUUUGCAAUCUUUCCAGCUUCAGUUUGAAGUGAUUGUGUUUGCGGUGUUGUUGGCUAGCUCUCGAACAACAGUGUCCUGACGAGAGAGCACAUUUUCUAUACCAGGUAAAAUCGCGCAUCAUUAGGUCAUUGUUAUGGAUGUAUCCAAAUAAGUGUCACUACAUAAGUGUCAAAACCCACAUUUAUUCAAAAUAUUUUUUUCCCAGACAAUAAAUGUCAUUUUGUUUGACAGUUUCUUAAAUAUAUAUAUAUAUAUAUAUAUUUUCUGUAAUAAAUCUUUAGUCAUGUUUUUUUCCAUCAUAUUUUAAAUAACGUGUAGAACAUACACUUUAUGACACUGUCAUGAAGCACUAUGACCAUCCUGUGUCACUUUACUUGGACUAAGAAAAUACACUUUGACACUGUCACAAAGCAUUAUGACAUCAUAAUCAUAUAAGCCAGAUAGGCCUAUCACGUACAUGCCCUUAUGUUAGUCAUCAGUCAAGAAGAGGGUGUCUUGUCCUGCUCCUGAAAUCUGCUCCUGCAUUCAUCCCAUUCAUCAGCAACAGAGCACUGGGGUAGGGUGUAGGAGCUUAGGGUUGUUUCUGGACUGGGCCACAGUGCUGCCCCCUUACUUUAGGUGUCACUUCUUUCUUUUUCCCCUUGGCAGUGCACUUGAAGCUUUGAUUAAUUUUGCGUAUAAUGGCCAUGUGGCCAUCGACCAGCAGAACGUCCAGUCCCUGCUGAUUGGAGCCAGCUUUUUGCAGCUGCAGAAUGUCAAGGAUGCCUGCUGCUCCUUCCUCCAGGAAAGGUGUGUUCCCACACAUGCAUUAUACACACACACACACAAAUGUAAUUGGUCCUUGAAAAAUGGAAAUGCAUGUGCCAUGUGUUUGCUGAUUUUAUAUUGA